Messenger RNA from Vitrella brassicaformis, 2746 nucleotides. Lineage: Eukaryota; Vitrellaceae. The record is from the annotation of a GenBank genome assembly.
CUCCCCGCCAUUCUCAGCCGGGGAAAGAAAAUACCGGUCUGGCUCCGUUCUCGUGCCUGAGGGUCUGGGCACUGGCGACCGCACGUAUCACACAAUCUCUUCGUCUGCCCUCCCUCUCCGCCGAGUGAUGGGCGGCUGUUCGUCCAAGAAUGCGCCUCACGCCCAGGACGCCCCCGGCCACCCAGAGGCCAAAAUCCAGGCGGGCAGGCGGCGGCUGUCGGUCUCGCAGGCGAGCCCCGUGCCGCAGAAGGACGGUACGGUGAUAGGCGGCAAGCCGGGAGGAGGGGAGGCUGACGAGGUGCGGGGGACGAUAGGGCGGGCGGGGCUGACGGACGAGGAUGACCUGGCGACGAUGCUGCCCAAGGCCAACCGACGCUGCUCCGUAUUUGGCGCGCCCGCACAGGAAAUGCAGAGGGGAUACGACGUACGUAAGUCAGUCAGAGCAGAAGAGAGGAGAGGAUUCAUAUAUUCAUCAAGAAAAGGAGGGAGGAAUGAAUGCACCAAUUGUGUGUGUGUGUUGGUGUGUACAGAACAAGCGUAUGGAGGUGCAGGGUGAGAUGAACGCCAAGACGCUGGUUGAGAUGGGCGUGGGGUAUGCCUGCAAGAAGGGACUAAAACCUGAGAGCCCCAACCAAGACGACUUCUUCAUCCUCACGUACACACACACACACACACACAGAUCACUCACCAGAUGCUCACAGGCAGACAGCCACACAGCCCAUGAAUGCAUUGCCGUCUGUCUACCUCUUCUGCCCUCAGAGUUGAGGAUUGGAGCCUGUUUGGCGUGUUUGAUGGCCACGGUGAGCAGUUGACAUGCUCAUGUCCUGAUGCUUCUCCAUCCUUGAUCUCAUGUGCUGUGUCUCUCCAGGUCCGUCUGGCCACGACGUGUCGAAUUUCGUGCACAAGAACUUGCCGAAGCUGAUUGUGUCUGACCCCAACUUCGAGACCGAACCCCUCACAGCCAUCAAACAGGCCUUCCGCAAGGUGUGCACGCCCACACGCACGACCCACCCGAGCCACGGAGGCGCAGUGCGGUGUGUUGUGUUGUGUCUUGGAUCUAUCUAAUGGUGUGUGUGGUGUGGUUGCGCAGGUCCACGACAUGCUGCAGGUGGCUGCCAACUCCAACGAUGGGUUCGACUGCGCCCUGUCAGGCACGACAGCCACCGUGGUCAGUCAGUCAGUCAGCUGCAGUGAGCCAGCUGCAGCAACACCGGUCUACCUGUCUGCAACUCGUGCACAGGAGCGCCUGCGUGCGUAUGUCAGGUGCUCCAUCGCAAGAACAAGUUGUUUGUGGGUCACGUGGGCGACUCGAGGGCCGUCCUUGCCGCCAAGGCGCAGGGAGGUCAGUCUGCCAGGCCGUACAACAUCACCUCACGACUGAGUGCGAUUGCCGGGCUUUGUGCGGACUGGACUGCAGGCAAGCGCCUGACGGCCAUGAACCUGACGCAGGACCACAAGCCGACACGGGAAGACGAGAAAAAGAGAAUCCAACAACAUGGUCGGAGAAAGAAGGAGACACACACAAGAGACAGAGUCAGAGUCAGCGAUUCUCUUGUACGCAUACGUUUGCAUGUUUGUGUGUCUGUGUGCAGGUGGUGAGGUGCGCCGCCUCGACGGCGACAUUCCCCACCGUGUGUUUGUCAAGGGCAAAAUGUACCCAGGUGGGCAAAAAAUCAGCCAGCCACAAGACGGACUUCUCUGCUUGCGUCGCAUGCCCACACAAGGCCUCUUUUUUUUUCUCUCAUUGCCCGUGUUGGUGUUGUGCGUGCCAGGUUUGGCGAUGUCUCGCGCCAUUGGUGAUGUGGUGGGGUCCUCAGUGGGCGUCGUGCCGGACCCUGAUGUCAAGUACACAGCACACAGAGAGAGGAAACAAAGGGAAGCCAUCGAUGAAUCACACCUACACGCCCGUGUGCUUGCCUCCCUCCUUUGUAGGGAGCUGACAUUGGAGGAGGGGAGGGAUCAGUUUUUCCUGUUGUGUUCGGAUGGCGUGUGGGAGUUCAUCUCGUCCCAGGAGGCGGUCGACAUCAUCUCCAAGCAGGGCCGGAAACAAGUCCAGGAAGCAACAGGUAGGUGUCUGUGCACAUGGCAUGGCUGGCAUGCGAUGAGAUGAGAUGAGAUGAAUGAAAGGCAAUGCCUAGACGGGUCGCUACGGCGUGUGUUUUGCGUUCAGAGCAUCUGACCUAUGAGGCCUGGCGGCGCUGGGUCGCGGAAGAGGAGAAUGUCGUCGACGGUCAGCACGCACAGUGUGUCGGUGUUGUGAUCGACAUGUCUCCUUCCUGUCUGCACCAUCAGACAUCACGGCCAUUGUGCGCUGGAUCACCCCACCAGCAUAAUGAAGACGCACAUGUGGCCGGGCCCGGGAGGGGCAGGCAUGCAGGGGGCCGGGACCUGGACGUGCCUGCCUUCCUGUGUCCGGCCAACCCUGUCCAUGUGUGCGCUUGUCUCGUGUCUGCCCGUCGCCUGAUCUGAUCAACCAACAGACGAUUGGACGAUGCUGAUGAUGUUGGGGGUCUUGCCAUGCCUCGGAUGUCGCCGUCUCUGCUGUGAGUCUGUGGGCGUGAGUGAAUGGGUGGAUGGAUAGCCGGAUGAAUUGGAUGGUUGCUGGCUGCGUAUGCCGUGGUGCGUAUGUUUGCUGAUUGGUUGAAUUGAAUUGGUACGAACUCUCUACUCUGUACGUGUGUCUCGAUGGACCCAAUCAAUGGUGGCCCGUGGCCAUGCUGUCUUUUCAAGUGCAUUAACAUUGCGG